This is a messenger RNA of Bactrocera neohumeralis, 4792 nucleotides long. RefSeq names its product trafficking protein particle complex subunit 11 (gene gry). The coding region runs from base 323 to 4318 and encodes 1331 amino acids. NCBI's taxonomy places the organism in Eukaryota, Metazoa, Arthropoda, Insecta, Diptera, Tephritidae. The record is from RefSeq and is a predicted model, not a curated record. Gene Ontology annotation, cellular component: cytoplasm. The transcript has 16 exons.
AUUUCUAAGCAAAUUUUUUCUAUUAUAGUUGUUUUGUGGGAGUGCAACUCAUUUUCGAUUAAUUCCAUUAUAAAAGUGUUGAAGGUUGUAUGUGAACAAACCUAGUUUUUACUAAAUUGAAUACAUAUGUGUAGAGCAAACACGAUAACUUGCAACGCAAUGCUGUUAUAGUCUCACUGGAUGACCAACAAUAUAGAAAUCGCUCUUCUAGUUUUUCCAAUAAAAUCUUACUGUGUUUUCCUACGUACUCUUAACAACAGUGUGCCACCAACUUUGCUUCAGUUUGGAUAGAAUUAUAGUUUCAGCUUAGUUAUCAAUAAACAUGUCAGUCGAUGUUACUGUCCUGCCGUCAGAGCUAUUGGUUGCACCACAACCGCUAAUUGGUUUCUGUGGACUGGACACGACGCACAAUGUUGUACAUAAAGCUAUAUGGGAUGCGUUUAGCACCAAUAGAAAAGCUGAUAGAGCUACUGUGCAGUUCAAGCUACUGCCACCGGGUUACGAAUUUCCUGUGGCUAAGCCGAAACGUGCUUCCUACGACUGGUAUCAACCAAAAGGUAUACUUAAAAGAAAUUGGAUGCUAAAGCAUUUGCAUGUACUGCCUGCGGUAGUUGUGUUAUUCCAAGAUAUGGAAUGGAACGAUCCACAAUGGUCUGAGAAGCAAGUCCAAUGUGCGUCUACAAUUCAAAGCCUUAAAAGCGCACUGCAGGAACGAAAUACGCGCUUAUGUCUGGUGUUAUUACAAAAGUCUUCACCGCUGCCGCCGGGUGAAGAUUUAUUAGCUUCUGAACGUGCCGCCAGUUUAACCACAGCUUGCGGUAUCAAUAGCAAAAUGUUAUUUAUCCUGCCGCAUACGGAGCAUUUAAUGGGUUACACACUACGCCUGGAAUCUGCGUUCCUAGACAUGGCUCAAUCCUACUAUGCGCUUAUGUCUAAGCGUGUGCGUGGUCAUCGUGAUCAUUUAACUGUGGCGCACACAACACUUAAGAUUCGUCAUCAGUUCAAAUUAGGGUUUGUUGCGGAAAUAAGACAGGAUUUUAGCACCGCACUGAAGCAUUAUACUCAGGCUUACGCUACGCUCGAUGAGAUACGUAUAACCGACACUAAUUGCCUUGAAAUGAAAACUAUAGCCGGGUUCCUGAAUUAUAAACUAUGUCGGUUAAUGUUUAAGCUGAAGGUGCCGCGUGAUGCAAUCAAUCAUUUUAUAAGUCAUAUAGAGAAAUAUAGAAAUCGUAUAGGCUUUAAGGACUUAAUAUUCGAACACUAUGCCUGGCUCAGUACGCAACAUAGCGUAUUUGCGGAACUGUUUUGCGAGGCGAUCAAAAAUGGUUUACCUGCGUUGCAAACUCAAAAUCCUGGCAUUUACUACAAUAAAGCGGCGGAAUAUACCAAAAAACGCAAAGAAGCAUUUCUUGAAAGUAGCGCUAUGUUACUAAGCCCCACUGAUCCUAACACACCAACCGGCGUACAAAAUAAUAACUCGCUAGCGUUAUACACGGAAUUCUUUGGCAUACGUGCGGUCAAAACUGGCGACCCCAUCUCAGAGCAACAAACGAACCUGCUUAUACGUGAGAACGAAAAAUCUUUCAACCACUCGAACGCAAUAAUAAAUUUACUUAGCUUAGCACGUGCACAAUUCAAAAUUUACAAAUGUCCACGCUUUCGUAACAAACUCGCAAUUGAGAUGGCCGAAGAGUAUUACAAAAGUGGCGAUCAUGCCAAUGCAUUAACGCUUUACUCAGUCAUGCUGACAGAUUAUCGGCGCGAACAGUGGUCCUCUAUAUUCUCAGAUGUUUUGUUGAAGACAUUGCGUUGCGCCUUCUUAACAGCUUCCAUAACCGACUUUAUAGCUUGCAGUAUUGAAGCUUUAGCGCUGCGCGUUAAUUGCGAACAAAGCGAGCGCAUAGUUGUGCUGGAGAAUCUGUGGAAAGUUUUUCAAGGCGCAGCGCCCAUCUCGCAAGGUCAAAGCGCACCUGAAAUUAUAGAGCGUUGGGACAAUGCUUUCGCAUUGGCAAAGUCGCCCAUUACAAUAGAUAUGGAUAAGCUCACCAAGCUUAUAGAAAUGUAUGCCACUUUCAAUCAUUUGGAGUUGAAGAAUGACGAUACCAUCAACGUGCAACUAAUUAUUAAGCUGCUCACCGAUGUACCUAUUAAAAUACGUCACUGUGUCAUCAUACUGACAGAUGGCACACACUUUUACCGAUUGCCAGCUAGUAAAUGUAAAUCAUUCCAGAGUUUGAGCGAAAUGCAUGCAAAUGAAAAGCAUAACGAACAGCAACAACAACAACCGGAAAUUGCAAUACAACACUUCGAUCCGAACUUGAAACUAGAACCGCAUCUGUACUAUCAAGUGCAUUUCUAUACCGAGGCGUAUCAAUUUUUGGAAAACACGCAAUUGCGUGUGGCACGCAUUGAAGCACAAAUGGGUUCGGAAAAAUUGACUGUACAUUUAACAAAAUCAGCAUUUUUUGCACGCCAUCCAUUUCGUCAUUACAGUCGUAGCAGAGAUCUGGAUGAUAAUAUUGAAAUUAAUCAAGUGUGUUAUAUUACUCCCACAUUCCAUUUGAAUACGCAAUGCAAUCUAGGCAAAGAAACGCAAAUGCUAGUGAACGAAUACUAUCCGAUAGCGACGACGAUAAAUAAUCCGUAUAAUGUUUUCCUGCAAAAUGUCAGUCUCAACAUAAGCGUGCCGAAUAGUUUGCGUAAUCAAGUAUUUCUUACCACAGAUCUAUCGCCCGGUCGCCAAAAAUUGCAUUCGCACAUACAAAUCGACACUGGCGAAUUGUCCAUGCAAAGUUCGAAUUCAGUGCUUUACUAUGUCUUCAGUUUGGUAGAGACACCAAUAGCGCUACAGCAAAAGACAUCCUACGUCAUUGACAUACAACGUCCAAAGACAGCGGCCACCAUGACACAGAUCGAUAGUGGCACAACCAGCAGCGUGGAAAAUUCGCCCGAAAACGUACGCAAUUUCAUUCCUCCGGUGGAUGUGCAGUCGCUUACCGUCUCAACACCUGUCCAGAUUGAGUUCCUCGACGAGAGUCGACUACGUAAAACGCGUGAAGACACAAUCAACAUCAAAUGUGAGCUCGACUUUCGGUUCUCAGCGCGUUUCUACACGCUUAGCAAGCGACCGCUAACAAAGGUAUACCGUGGUGAAAAUUUCUUACUACGCGCCAAUAUCGAAGUGCGGGCACCGGUCGAUAUUGACAUACUCGAAACGUACUUCAUUUGUGAUCACAACUUGGUGCAGUCGACUUACAGCUUUAAGAGGAAAAAGUUUACGCAAACCUACCGCAAUCGCGACAAACUCGAGGACGUAAUCGUGCUACGUACGAACGCCACAACUAGCGACUGGGCCACUGCGAAAGAUUUCGAACGCACCAAAAGUGGCGACAUGCAGUCCGAGCUCUUCAGUCGUUCUAGGCACGCGCGCAAACUCAACGCCAUUAAGAAUAUGCAGCGCGACGCAGUUGUCGGUGAUGCGACCGACGUAGUCGCCAGCGCGCACAUGAACAAACACCUCAUGAGCAAAAUACCGAACAACAUGACAAUAAUAAAUAAUAGUGCCGGUUCUACGAAUUCACUGUUGGCGGCCAACAAUGUGAUGACUGCUUCGGGUUCAUCAUUUGAUGAAAAAUUCAACUCCACAACGCUGGAGGUGACAGACGGUGUUGAUAAUUCGACGGCGCUGUCGGCGACUGCUCGUGCAUUAAAUACGCGUGUUGUCUUCAAUAAAGCAAUAGAAGCGAUUCAAGUCACCGGUCACUGUCGUGGUUUCUUCAAACGUAUCGUUACAGCCGAACCUGAAACACAAGCAACAACAACAAUACAACAGCAACCCAAUUUCGGUGUUUAUUGUAUACGUUGGCGACGUAGCGGCCAUAAAGAAGAGAACGAAUCGAAAUUUCUCAUACAGGGACUGGAGAUCGAAGAGCCGCCACUGAAUAUUUACUGCACCAUUGAGGAGAAAAUGUUCGUAAAAAUGCCUAUGACCUAUAAAGUUGUAUUACGCAAUCCCACCUCGAAUGUGUUGCAUUUGGUAGCCACCCUAAGCAUUAGCAUAGCGGAUAAUUUUAUUUGCUCCGGACACAAGCAACUUGAUAUCUCCAUUUAUGCGUACAGUGAAAAGGAGCUGGUCUACAAUCUCUACCCGCUAUGCGUUGGCUGGGUGAACUUGCCCGAAUUAACAAUAGAAUACAAUAUGAAGGCCGAUCCCGGCAAAGACGACUCGCAUAACAAUGUGCUCAGCGAACUGGUGCAACGCUCAAUACCGAAGAAGGUGUUUGUAUUGCCACCGCUGAAGCAACAGUUAAAAUAAAUAAGGAUUGCAGUGUAAUUAGUGUGUGGCGUCAAGGAUCUGCUGUUUAAUAUUUAGGCUAAAUAGUUUGAGAAUGUCGAAAAUACAGUGUUUAGAUAUGUAUAACAACAAACUGAUGAAGGAAUAUGUAUGUAUAACGGUUUUGAUAUUCAGAAACAAAAUGGAUAUCUAUUUUGAGAACUUUGUAAAAAAAUAGAAAUUAUUGAAAUUUAGUAAUUCUAAAGCAAUUUUACUGUAACGUCUCUUAACCAUUGUUUAAGUAAGGAACUACACAAAACUUAUGUAUGUAACGGCAUAGAUAACAUUUAAUAGACAUCUAGUGUUACAGUAUACUAUUCUACAUUACUGCAUAGCAUUGUAUUUUCUUAUACACUUAUUAUUUCGUAUUUUUUACUUUUUUCCUGUUCUUUUUUUUAUUGUUUUCGUGUGAGGGUAAUACAUAUUGCAUAAAGUGUGCUAAUUAAAAUACAUUAA